AGCCGCUGCUCCCUGGAGAACUGCAACGUGUUAACACUAUGCUUGUUUAUCGUAUGGUGUAAAAAGAAGCCGCAAAGCCUCUGUAUCCUAAGCCGAGAACGCAAGCGAUCAACCAAGCUAACACCGGGCUCAUGUCUGCGGAAGGAGCGCCACUACCGGACGGCUUGCAGUCUCCGGCUCGGAGAACAACCAAUGCGAAGGCUCCGGCAAAAGUAGCAGGGAAGAAGCGAGUAGGAGCUGCGAGUAAUGGAACCACGAAGCGGGCGACGCGUCGAGAGCUCAAGAAGCUGACGGAGGUGGACCUGGAGGAGAAGAAUGACAUUCCACCAGAGAUCAAGGUGGAGGCCACGCCCUUUGGUCUUGAUGCAGCCAGCGCGUCGAUCACGCCCACUAGUCUGCAUGACGACUUCGUGAACAUGAUGAAGACGCAGGGACUGGAGAAGAUGGCCACAGAAGCAGGGCUUUUGCGAAAUGGCUCUCUUGUGGAGUCGCAGCAAUUGGCGACUCCUGCUUCAGCUGCAAGUACCCCUGUCAAAUCUGGGGCCGGAAAGAAGCCGGCGUCGAUCCCGACGCCGCUCCCGAGCCCGUCGUUCACUAGCCCUUCGCCAGGGAAGAAGAGGAAAUAUCUGAAGAUCAACAAAGGCUUGCGCCAUUUCAGUAUGAAAGUCUGCCAAAAGGUAGAGGAAAAACACGUCACGUCCUACAAUGAAGUGGCUGAUGAACUUGUGCGCGAGUUCGUCACGAUGCGACCAAAUGAUGCGGUCUACGAUGAGAAGAACAUUCGCCGGCGAGUAUACGACGCAUUAAAUGUGUUGAUGGCCAUGGACAUCAUCUCAAAAGAGCGCAAGGAGAUCCGAUGGAAAGGGCUGCCUUCAAAUAUGCAGCAUGACACGGAAAUGCUACUGGCGGAGCGAAACGAGCGUAUGAAGAGCGUGGAGCAGAAAAAGCAGCAUCUGCAGGAUCUCCUGGUGCAGCAAGUUGCCAUGAAGAACCUAUUGAAGCGAAACGCCGAGCGAAAGCGCAAGGAGAGUGAGAACCCCACAGCCGCCACGAUUGUACGCGACGAAGGGCGGGUGUUUCUGCCAUUCAUCGCGGUGAACACAAGUAAGGACACGGUGAUCCAGUGCGAGAUGUCGGAAGAUCGCCAGGACAUCUUCUUCAACUUCAGCGCGCCGUUCGAGAUCCACGACGAUGCCGACAUCCUGCAGAAGCUGAAUCUGCACAAGGCGCCGUACAACGAUCUCAAGCAGAUGGUGCCCGACAGGCUGCUCUCGUACCUUCCGGCCGAGUGUGAGAUGAAAAGCGAGGAGUAA
Messenger RNA from Phytophthora sojae, 1313 nucleotides. RefSeq lists its product as hypothetical. The transcript has 5 exons. Gene Ontology annotation, molecular function: RNA polymerase II transcription regulatory region sequence-specific DNA binding; DNA-binding transcription factor activity, RNA polymerase II-specific. The record is from RefSeq and is a predicted model, not a curated record. The coding region runs from base 132 to 1313 and encodes 393 amino acids. Lineage: Eukaryota; Oomycota; Peronosporomycetes; Peronosporales; Peronosporaceae. Gene Ontology annotation, biological process: regulation of cell cycle; regulation of transcription by RNA polymerase II. Gene Ontology annotation, cellular component: nucleus; transcription regulator complex.